Amborella trichopoda is the source of this 2043-nucleotide messenger RNA. RefSeq names its product putative pectate lyase 14. The record is from RefSeq and is a predicted model, not a curated record. NCBI's taxonomy places the organism in Eukaryota, Viridiplantae, Streptophyta, Magnoliopsida, Amborellales, Amborellaceae. Gene Ontology annotation, molecular function: pectate lyase activity.
CAAAGCCGUGUUUCUCCUCCUUGGCCAGAGGAACCCAGCACCAUUAACACCCGAUUCAGACCAGUGCCCGUUUGUCCCAAUCCACUUUCUCUCUCUUGGUUCCCCUAAGAACUUCAGCCACUUUAGGUGGCUGACCUCUCCCUCUCUUUCUUAAAAACACAACAUAGGGAAAAGGAAAUCAAGAGAGAGAAAGAGUUAGAGAGAGAAAAAUCACUCUUGGGGCGUCCAGCUAGAGACAGAAUGGAGAAGCUUUUGGCGAGAAUCAUUCUAGUUAUAAUGGCCAUUGCGUUUAUUUUAAUGAUUGUGAGGCAAUACCAAUCAGAAAGCAGAGCCAAAGAUGAAAGAGAAAGGGAACGGGAACGGGAACGUCAGGCCAGCAAUGGCACCAGUCGUUACCAAGUGAGGAGCAAUCUACAUUAUGACUCGGUCCUACAGACUCGAGCCCAUCGAUCUCUGGUCGAUGACUCAGUCUUGGAGGCUCGAGCUCAUCAAUCUUGGCUUGAGGCCCAAGCAGCAUACGAGCCUGACCCUGAGGCCGUUUCCCGCAACCUCACCCACCUUGUCCAUAUGGAGUUGCCCUCUGGAAACCACAUGAGGCGGCAACUUGGCCGGCGAUGGCACGGGCCAUGCGUGGCCACCAACCCAAUCGACAGGUGCUGGCGGUGCGAUCAGAAAUGGCACACAAAUCGCAAAAAGCUCGCCGAUUGCGCAAUGGGGUUCGGACAACAAGCCCUAGGAGGAAAGUAUGGCAGAUACUAUGUUGUCACAGAUCCUUCAGACAAUGACCUGCUAAACCCUAAACCAGGCACCCUUCGCCAUGCUGUGAUCCAAAAUGAGCCCCUAUGGAUCAUAUUUCAGCGUGAUAUGGUCAUAAAACUAACUGAAGAGUUGAUGGUCAAUAGUUUCAAGACUGUAGAUGGGAGAGGAGCAAAUGUGCACAUAGCCUAUGGAGCAUGCAUCACGAUUCAAUAUGUGAAAAAUGUUAUAAUCCAUGGUCUCCAUAUACAUGAUUGCAAGGCUGGGAAUGGGGGAAUGAUAAGGGACUCUGAGGACCAUUUUGGAAUUAGGACCAGGAGUGAUGGGGAUGGUAUCUCUAUAUAUGGGUCUACCAAUGUUUGGGUGGAUCACAACACAUUGAGUAAGUGCCAAGAUGGGCUUGUGGAUGCCAUCAUGGGCUCUACGGCUAUCACCAUAUCUAACAAUCAUUUUUCCAAACACGAUGAGGUGCUAUUGUUGGGUGGAAGUGAUCUUUACCCAAUGGACAAGGUCAUGCAAGUGACUGUGGCCUUCAAUCACUUUGGCAAAGGGCUUAGUCAAAGAAUGCCUCGUUGUAGAUUUGGAUACUUUCAUGUUGUCAACAAUGAUUAUACACAUUGGGGCAAAUAUGCCAUAGGAGGGAGCAUGAACCCCACAAUACUAAGCCAAGGCAAUCGCUUUGUUGCCCCUCUUGAUCCAUACUUUAAGGAGAUAACUAAGAGAUUUGGACCAGAUUUGGAUUGGGGAAGCUGGAAUUGGAAAUCAGAGGGUGAUUUAUUUAAGAAUGGUGCCAUUUUCACACAAUCGGGAAAUGGGAGAAAAUAUGAAAGGAAAAUCAGCAUACGUGCCAAGCCAGGAUCUUAUGUAGGCAUCCUUACACGCUUCUCUGGUGCUUUGAAGUGCAAGACAGGGACACCAUGUUGAUAAAAACCAUUUAUGAUAUCAGUGUAAAUCAUAUUAAGCAAGGAUCUUGAUGAGCAGGAAAUGAGACAAACAAGCUACACCAGACAAUUUUGGGGUUUGCAUUAAUUAAUUAUUUAUUUAUUCAUUCAUUCAUUAUUAUUUAUUUUUAUUUAUUUCUUUUAUUUUUUUUUCUUGGGUUGGGGUAGUGGAUUGUGACAAAAGAACAAAAUUGAAAGAGGAUAAGGCAUUGGAGCAUUGUAUACUCAUUUGCUCUAAAAGAUUGAGCAAGAAUGUUAGUUACUGUCCAUAAUCACAUCUCUGAAUUGCAUGACAGAUGUCAAUUAACUUUUUUAUGGAUCGGAUGUGAAUGCUUUUGAUUGUCCA